Cryptotermes secundus is the source of this 728-nucleotide messenger RNA. RefSeq names its product waprin-Thr1. The record is from RefSeq and is a predicted model, not a curated record. NCBI's taxonomy places the organism in Eukaryota, Metazoa, Arthropoda, Insecta, Blattodea, Kalotermitidae. Gene Ontology annotation, molecular function: peptidase inhibitor activity. The transcript is spliced from 5 exons. Gene Ontology annotation, cellular component: extracellular region. The coding region runs from base 104 to 445 and encodes 113 amino acids.
CUUGGUUAGGUUAUAUAAACAUCUCACAGCACCCGCCGCGACAGCUCAGAAACCAGCAGGACCGAGCAGGACUGCUCUCCGCGGAGUUUCACGUCUGAAAGAAAUGGCAAAAAGUAUGAUCGCCCUCAUCACAGUGUUCCUGGUGACUCUGGUAUUGUCUUCGAACGUUUUAUCCCAAGCAAGCAAAAGUGGAUACUGUCCUAUGGCCAGAACAGUAACCAAUUGUUUCAACAGAUGCAAAAGUGACUAUGAAUGUUCCUUCGACAAGAAAUGCUGUCCGAACGCGUGUGGAUCUACUUCAUGCGCAGAGUCGAGUCUCAUUUCUUAUGGGUCUGAAGCCCGUGACUACAAUAAAUCUACAUAUUGUGACAAUGUGAAGUGUCACACAGGGGAGAAAUGUGUGUUUGAUACUAAAACCAAGAGGAACCGAUGCGUACGUGGCUAACGUGGCAGAAGUAAACAACAGUGGUAAUUCCAUUUGCUUCGUGAUACCUAAAUAUGCCAUCCUCAUGAUUAGCUUCAGAAUCAGCAUUUUGUCCUUCAGUUUUACUUCAUUAAGGAAGUUCAGAAUCCAGAGGGAUUACUAGCGUCUUAAUGACCGCCUCUUUAGAUAGUCACAUGUGAUCAGUACUACACGUAUAAAGUCAUGUGUCACAUGUAGUGCUCCUCAUUAAGUGAAAUACUUCAGGGUAAUAAGAUGCAAGAAAUGAAGGUUACUAUAUAAGUAU